Molecule: messenger RNA, 462 nt
Organism: Microbotryum saponariae
Lineage: Eukaryota; Fungi; Basidiomycota; Microbotryomycetes; Microbotryales; Microbotryaceae
Source: the annotation of a GenBank genome assembly
AUGCCGGCGAGCAAAAAGGAUAUUCGCAAGAACGAGCAAAAGAAGAAGGAAGCGCUCGGGAUCAAGUUGGAUACGACCGCGGGUGGUGUACGUUCUCCGGUCGGCGGGACCGCGGAAGGGGGGGGAUGGGUAGACGAGAAUGCGAGGUUACUGAUCCGAUUUUUUGAACUCUGUGGGGUGUGGGUGUGGGUGUGUUUUGCAGGUGUUGAAGAAGGCGCCUAAAGCGAUGUUGACCUGUACGGUGUGCAAGCAACAGUGCGUCGGUCUUCACUCCCCUCCCAACCUUCGCACAGCUCACUCCUGUCUCCCCCUCCGAACCGGCUGACAACUCUCCCUCCUCAUCCCUUUCAACUCGAUAGACUGGUCGCGUCGAUGCCGAUCAUGUUGCGCGACCACGCCGUCAACAAGCAUCCGAAACAGACGCCCAACGAAUGUUUCCCCGGAGCGACGAUCGCGGCUUAA